AUGGGGUUCAACAAACAAAACUUAAUAGCCGUAUGCUCCGCAGCUUUGAUCCUAAUUACUUAUGUCCCUCUAGCAAGUACAGUCGAAGACGACAGUGGCUUCCUCAAAGCACACAAUGAGAUUCGCAAAGAGCACGGUCUCCCGCCACUGCAAUGGAAUAAAACCUUAGCUGAGUAUGCACAAAAUUAUGCCAAUAAAAGAUCUGGGGACUGCGCAAUGGAGCAUUCAGAUGCUCCUUAUUCUGAGAACAUUGCGAGUGGUUUGGGUAUGACCGGUGAAGCAGCGACAAAGUACUGGUGCACCGAGAAAGCCGAAUACGACUACAACACAAAUAAAUGUAUCGGUCCUGAGGAAGACGGUUGCCGCCACUACACUAUUAUAGUUACGAGGAUAACAACCCAACUUGGUUGUGCAAGGGCCAAGUGCAAAAAUGGCGAUAUGUUUGUAUCCUGCAACUAUGAUCCUUCUGGAGAGCCAGACCAGCGUCCUUACUAA
Molecule: messenger RNA, 495 nt
Organism: Rosa chinensis
Lineage: Eukaryota; Viridiplantae; Streptophyta; Magnoliopsida; Rosales; Rosaceae
Product: pathogenesis-related protein 1
Exons: 1
Coding region: 1-495 (164 amino acids)
Source: RefSeq, a predicted model, not a curated record